AUGGCGUGCGAGCAGAACGAAGGGGUCAUCAAGAAAAUAAUCCGCGAGGUUGGGCAGGAAUGUGCCGCCCGGGGACACGCCGUGUCUGAAACCCUGGUAGCGUUCAUGGUGAAAGCUGUUGUUUUAGAUCCAGUAAAUGACUUUAAUUUGGAUCAAGUCCUUACAAAAACCGAUGUGCAAAAUCUUAUCCAGAUCUGUGUUACCAGGCUGCUUGACACAACAAACCCUUCCCUGUGCACAAUUAAGAUGCAAGUUUACUUUGACAUGAACUAUGCAAACCGAGCUGAAUUACUCAGCGAGCAGCGCCGUGUUCUGGAGGGAAGGCUGGCUCCACUGGUCAGAGACAUCACAGGUAGUCGUCCCCGAUUGCAAAAAGAAAUGGAGAAUAUGUAUCAGAAGAUCAUUAGCUAUGUGCUGCUGAGCUCUGGCCUGGGAUCACCAACAGAUAUUGAGGUUGUCAGGGAGGUUACAGCUGCCCUGCAGAGUAUAUUCCCCCUGACAGAGAUGAUUGCUUUCAUCUCACUCAGUAAGAAGAACAAAGAGGAACAGCUGAAAAAUUUUACCAUGCUAGUCACAGGAAUUCGGUUGUACAACAAGGAAUGCAGGAAAGGAGGACGCAAAAUUGAUGACUUGCCAGCCAUUCUGAAUGAAGCCAUUCCAUUAGCUACACAGGCUGUGGAUGAAGAUCUCAAUACUUGCCAUAUGCUGGCCCACAAGUAUACAGCUCUCUUGGAAUGCAUGCAGGAAGAUGAACACAGAUGUAUGGAGCUUGGUUCUUUGAAAUUAAGAGAAGCACUGUUCAGUGUGCGACAAUAUGAAGCCUUCCUUUGUAUCCUUCUGUCUGAUGCAAUUACAAGUGCUCAAGAAGUUGAAAAGAUGAAUGUGGAGUUUGCAGCAACAAUGGAGCAGCUGAAAAACACAGUGCGGGAUAGGGUUGCCGUAGAUACCAAAGAAGUUUUUCCUCUCUUUGUCGCACUCUCUAACCUCUGGACUGGCUUUCAGGAUGAGAUGCUACUGCUAAGCUUCCUCACAAAUAUGACUAACAAUCUGCAACAGUUCUUGGAAAUUCAUUCACAGUUUUUUCCUGAGGAAGUCCUAACAUCUCUUCUGGAAGGAGUGACUGUGAAAACUGAUAAGGAAAGGAUAGAAGAAACCAUGGGGACCACAGUGGAUGUUUCUGAUUUCGAGAACCAAGAAUGGCUUUUUCCAGGGACUACUGACAAUUUUGAUCAAUUGCUGACCCAGUACCAUGGUUUCUGUGCAUAUGCAAUUGGUGUGAAAGGCCUCACCCUCCCAGGAAAUCCUGCAAUUGGAAUUUUGAAGCACAAGGAGAGGUGUUACAUUUUCAGUUCCAAAGAAGCUGCCUACGUAUUUGCUCAAGAUCCAGAUAAGUACAUCCAACUGAAUGUAGAAAAAGCAAAAAAAUACACAGAGCUAAUUCAGCUGCUUGAGCUCCAGCAUCAAUUUGAAUACUUUGCUCCAUAUGCACAGAUCAGAAGUGCAGACAAAUUUUUUAUGAAACCAACCACAAAAUGUGACUGCAGUACUCAAACUGAUACUCAUAUCUUGCCUCCAACAAUUGUGGCAUCUUAUGAAUGGAAUGAAUGGGAACUGAGAAGAAAAGCUAUAAAAUUGGCCAAUCUGAGGCGCAAAUUAACCCACUCCAUGCAGACUGAUCGCAGCCACAUGAGAAGAGAGAAUAUCAGCCAGGUCUACUUGCCAAAAGAGGUGGGCACCCAGAGCAAGCGUGAGAGCUCAAGCAAUGUACCCAGACCACAGAUUUUCUUAGAAGGUCUCCGAGGAAGAUCAUCUACAACUCAAAUGCUCAAAGUAGAUUUAACAAGAGCAGCAGAUGAAACCUGA
Molecule: messenger RNA, 1863 nt
Organism: Chaetura pelagica (chimney swift)
Lineage: Eukaryota; Metazoa; Chordata; Aves; Apodiformes; Apodidae
Gene: CFAP206
Product: chromosome unknown open reading frame, human C6orf165
Exons: 12
Coding region: 1-1863 (620 amino acids)
Biological process (GO): regulation of cilium beat frequency; regulation of flagellated sperm motility; sperm axoneme assembly
Cellular component (GO): axoneme; ciliary basal body
Source: RefSeq, a predicted model, not a curated record